Rodentolepis nana is the source of this 690-nucleotide messenger RNA. The record is from the annotation of a GenBank genome assembly. NCBI's taxonomy places the organism in Eukaryota, Metazoa, Platyhelminthes, Cestoda, Cyclophyllidea, Hymenolepididae.
AUGGCUCUUCUUCCAGAGGACAAUAAUUUUAACUACACAGGCAGUUCAAUUUUGAGUUCCCCAGGUCGUAGAUCUCUAGGAGGUGAUACAACAACUGGUUCGAUAAAUUUAGCCAAUCUGGAGGCAAACGCAAUGAGAAGUGGCAAUGGUGGAAAUAGUCCAAUGCCUCUAUAUAACGGCGGAACUAUAGAAGUUCCAGAUUCUGUCCCCAAGAGGGAAUACUACACAACUCUUCGUCGUUUUGGCACAAUGGGACCCCGACAAGGAUCUAUUUCGGGAGGUUCUUUGCUUGGUGCUGGUGGUGGUGCAUCUGGUCCUGUGACUGCAGUUGGUUCCCCUUAUCCCUCUGCUACUAUAGCUCGUACUGCUACUCUCGGAAGAUCAAAUACUUCCGCGUCUAAUUUUAAACCAUCGGGAAAGUCGGUUGAUUGUGCAGUUAUUAUGUUGGAUGGACUCCAACAGAUGUUCAGCAUUGAUAAAGCCGCAUACGGUCAGCAACUCUUCGAUGCUGUCUGUUCCAACUUGGAUCUACUUGAAACUGAUUACUUUGGAAUUAAGUACCUUGCUCCUGAUAAUACUAUGUUGUUGCUUCGUCCACAUGCACGAUCCGUUCAGACCAAGGACGUCAUCUAUCAUCUUGCUUCUGACAAUCCGCAAGCAGUAGUAAACUCUGUCCAUUUCCAUGGUUAG